This is a messenger RNA of Cucurbita moschata (crookneck pumpkin), 1071 nucleotides long. Its product is annotated as prohibitin-1, mitochondrial-like. The record is from RefSeq and is a predicted model, not a curated record. Gene Ontology annotation, cellular component: mitochondrion; membrane. The coding region runs from base 232 to 930 and encodes 232 amino acids. The transcript has 2 exons. NCBI's taxonomy places the organism in Eukaryota, Viridiplantae, Streptophyta, Magnoliopsida, Cucurbitales, Cucurbitaceae. Gene Ontology annotation, biological process: mitochondrion organization.
GCGCCCAUCUUAAGCAGCCCAACCAAACGGGAGGCCCAGCUUAAGCAGCGCAACCCACGGGCGGCACAUCUUAAGCAGCCCAACCCACGGGCCUCCCAGCUUAAGCAGCCCAGCCCACGGGCGGCCCAAAUCUUCCCCUUCAAUUCCAAAUCGCAAUAUAGUCUUCUGUUUCGUUACAACUUCCCAUCCAAAUCCCUUGCGAACUUCGAUUUACUAAACCCUAAUAAAAGAAUGAUUAGCCGCCUUUUUUGGUUGAAGAGAGCUGUUACCACCGUUGGUGUUGGUCUCGUGUCAGUUCUUAGUGCCUCCGUGUACACUGUACGUGAAGGUGAACGAGCUGUAAUCUUUGAUCGGUUUCAAGGUCGAAUAAACGAAAAGACUGUCGGGGAAGGAAAACACUUUUUGCUUCCAUGGGUUCAGCAAGCUUUCAUUGUAGACAUCACUACACGACCUCAGGAACUCACUUUCCAAUGUCGAACAAAACACUUCCAGCCAGUUACCGUCACCGUAAGGACUCUUUCUCGCCCAGAUAUCACUCAGCUGUCAUCAAUGGUCAGUAGUUUGGGUAACAAUCAUGCUGAUGAGGUAAUCAAAUCAAUCUUACUUGAGGUUCUGAAUUAUGUCAUCUCUAAAUCCACUGCGGAAAAUUUUUCGAUCGACCUGCCAGUGAUCUCUUCUUCAAUCCGCGAGAUCCUGUCAAAACGAGCCAAACAAUUUGGCGUUGUUCUGGAAGACUUUUGUAUCACAUCCUUCAAAUUCAGCAGGGAAUUUUCUGACUCUGUGGAGCGAAAGCAAGUUGCCUUCCAAGAUUAUGAGACUGCUAAGAUCUGGACGCUUAUAGCCGAACAACAAGUCAAGAUUGGACUUAUUUGGGCAGAUGCUGAGGCCAAGCGAAGCAAUCAUCAAAAUGGUGGUCGGGGACAAUUCUAGAUAGAAAAAUUAGUUUGUUCUCGCAGGUGGACAAUUCUAGAUAGAAAAAUUAGUUUGUUCUCGCACGUGUAACGUUGUCAUCUUGACACUCUCAAGAUCUUUUAUUUUUAUCUUAGAAGUCUAUUCAACUUCUUAUAUCAA